Sinocyclocheilus grahami is the source of this 1404-nucleotide messenger RNA. Its product is annotated as twisted gastrulation protein homolog 1-A. The transcript has 4 exons. Gene Ontology annotation, biological process: regulation of BMP signaling pathway. Bases 514 to 1158 code for a protein of 214 amino acids. The record is from RefSeq and is a predicted model, not a curated record. NCBI's taxonomy places the organism in Eukaryota, Metazoa, Chordata, Actinopteri, Cypriniformes, Cyprinidae.
UGUUUGGACAGGUUGUGCUUCAGUGUCUUGACCUAAAGUAAACUGAGCUUUUAUGGCUUUUAUGUAGUUUGGCUCGAUGAUUCUUUUAAGGAAUGCAUGAAAAUGGCACACGCAAUUCCCCAGACUAAAGAGAACUGGACAGGGAUGGGGAAUUGUCUGGGCUUGUUUCUUUUGGAAGGAUCUGGCCCACGUGUGUUUUCAGGUAUUGGCUUUUCCGUAGUCGCUUUUAUGUGUUUCUAUUGUAACUCUUUAGAACUUUCAGUUUUAAUGAAACACACACACACACACAUCUGGAAAUUGACCUCUUCCUCACAAAUGCUGGCAAAACACGAAACGCAGAGAGCCAAAUGUGUGUCUGUGUUCUGCUGUUUUCUCUGUAAUUAUAACUCUAAAUGUGUCCCAGGUUUGGGUCAGUCUUUUUCCCCUCUCCGCUGGGGCGUUGGACAUUUUUUCCAGCGUGGAACAGUUCGCAGCUCUGUUUCUUCUCAGCCUGGUGCUUUUUCUCAUGUUUAAAUGUUCUUUGUCUCUUUGGGUGGUUUCCUUUUAACUCUUGCAGCUGAAAGAUCUCGAUGUUUCCUUCAAGACUCACGGCUCUCUGUAGCACAUGUGUUUGGAGAGCAUGUUUAUGGUCUGUGUCAGUGCCGGCCGUCGGAGGGAAACUGUUCAUGUUGUAAGGAGUGCAUGCUGUGCUUGAGCUCUCUGUGGGAGGAGUGCUGCGACUGUGUCGGAAUGUGUAACCCCAGGAAUUACAACGACAGUCCUGCCACCUCCAAGAGCACCGUCGAGGAGCUGUACCGCCCAAUCCCGUCGCUCUUCCGUGCUCUGACCGAAGGCGACGCCCCCAUUAACAUGAUGGUCGUGUCGUUCCCUGUCGCUGAGGAGCUUUCCCACCACGAGAACCUCGUGUCUUUCCUGGAGACGCUCGACAGCCAGAGCCACAACAUCUCCCUGCCCAGCAGCAGCAGCGUCCAUGAUGAUGGCUUGUGUACGGUGGUCUACUUUGAUGACUGCGUGUCCAUCCGUCAGUGUAAGCAGUACUGCGAGUCGAUGGGUGGAUCAAAGUACCGCUGGUUUCAUAACGCCUGCUGUGAGUGCAUUGGCCCUGAAUGUCUGGACUACGGCAGCAAAGCCGUCAAAUGCAUGAACUGCCUCAUCUGAGAGCCCAAAACUGACUUCAUACACUUCAUCUGCUGUUUUAUUGUAUAAAACACGUCUGAUCCGAUCUACAGAUCUUGUUUCUUAUUCUUGUCUUUUGGAAAAUAAGGUCAAGGGUGUUUUUUGUAAGUUAUCGAUAUUGUUUGGGAAUUAUUACAGCAGCAUGUAGAGGACAUUUCUCAUUCAAAUCAUAUUCCAUCUGUAUAUAGUUCUCAUUUCAUAUUCAUAUGUCUGGUUUCAUUAAUAAAA